CCUCACCAUGUGGAAACGUCCUCACUGAAUGAGCUUGUCAAAAAAAAAAAAAAAAUCCUGAGGAAAUUGCUGCUGAUGAAGAACAAGACGACAAGGCAUUUGGUACAGAAUAAUGGCAGCACCUGAUCUCCUGGAUCCAAAAUCAGCAACACAUAACACUAAACCUCGCCUGUCCUUUUCAACCAAACCCAUAGUUUUAAAUUCAGAUGAUGACAGUGACUCAAUCACAACAGUCAUGAAGUGGAAAACAGUCUCUGCCAUCUUCCUUUUAGUUGUACUGUAUUUGAUCAUUGGUGCUACAGUGUUCAAAGCCCUGGAGCAGCCUCAUGAGAGUUUGCAGAAGCUUGCGAUUCUGGAUGGGAAGCUGGAGUUCCUAUCUAGCCACUCUUGCGUGAACUCCACUGAGCUGGAGGACCUCGUUCAGCAAGUGGUGGCAGCAAUAAGAGCUGGUGUUAACCCGUCUGGAAAUUACUCCAAUCAGACCAGCAUAUGGGACCUUAGUAGUUCCUUCUUCUUUGCUGGCACCGUCAUAACCACCAUAGGCUUUGGAAAUAUUUCGCCACAUACUAAAUGUGGGAGAAUAUUCUGCAUCAUUUAUGCUUUGCUGGGAAUUCCACUCUUUGGGUUUCUUUUGGCUGGAGUUGGGGAUCAGCUGGGGACAAUUUUUGGAAAAGGAAUAGCCAAAGUUGAAGACAUGUUUGUUAAAUGGAAUGUGAGCCAAACCAAGAUACGUGUGAUAUCUACUGUCUUGUUCAUCCUCUUUGGCUGCCUGCUGUUUGUAGCCAUCCCUGCGAUCAUAUUCCAACAUAUAGAAGGCUGGAGCACCCUUGAGUCCAUCUAUUUUGUUGUCAUCACUUUAACGACUAUUGGCUUUGGUGAUUUUGUUGCAGGUGGAUCAGAAACUGAAUACCUGGAUUUCUAUAAACCGGUUGUAUGGUUUUGGAUCCUGGUUGGCCUUGCUUACUUUGCUGCUGUUCUUAGCAUGAUAGGAGACUGGUUCCGGGUGAUAUCCAAGAAAACUAAAGAAGAGGUGGGAGAGUUCCGUGCCCAUGCUGCAGAAUGGACAGCCAAUGUCUCAGCAGAGUUCAAAGAGACUCGCAGGCGUCUGAGUGUGGAGAUCUAUGACAAGUUUCAACGAGCUGCUUCCAUCAAACGCAAACUGUCGGCAGAGAUGGGGCUCAACCCCAACCAAGAGCUGACUCCGGCCAAGAGGACUCUCUCCGUUAACUUUACAGAUGAACGAGAAAGAGAUGCCCCACAAACCUUGACAAAAAACGGCAGCCUUUACCUAAAUGGUUUGAGUGCACACUACGCCAGUGGGGAAAUUGUUGUCAUUGAACACAUUAAAUAA
Messenger RNA from Polyodon spathula (Mississippi paddlefish), 1351 nucleotides. It is a transcript of the gene kcnk2a, whose product is annotated as potassium channel, subfamily K, member 2a. Gene Ontology annotation, biological process: potassium ion transmembrane transport; stabilization of membrane potential. Gene Ontology annotation, molecular function: potassium ion leak channel activity; outward rectifier potassium channel activity. Bases 113 to 1351 code for a protein of 412 amino acids. The transcript is spliced from 7 exons. Lineage: Eukaryota; Metazoa; Chordata; Actinopteri; Acipenseriformes; Polyodontidae. The record is from RefSeq and is a predicted model, not a curated record. Gene Ontology annotation, cellular component: membrane.